UCCUUGCUGCCCCGGUCACGGCCGUUUUGAUGUUUUUUGCGUUGGGAGCAGGAAUUCCUCAGAGACAGAGUGCGGAGUCCAAAGAGUUUGACCACACCGUGAAGUUUUCCCACCGAGGGUCGUACCGGGUGUGUGCGGUGACUGCAGCGGGGACCAGGCGGCAGGAUGUGGGCUCGGUUGCUGGGUCGAGGCGGCGGGGCGGGCUGCGGGCUCCGGGUUGCCCGGGACAGUUUGCGGGUCGCUGGAUCCGGUUCUGCGGGGAAGCAGCCGCAGCAGCAGCAGCAGAGACGGGCUUCAAGUGCAGAGGCUGCCUUGAAGAAGACGCCGCUGUUUGACUUCCACAGGGAGCAGGGGGGGAAGAUGGUGGAGUUUGCAGGCUGGAGUAUGCCGGUCCAGUACAAAGACAGUCACAUCGUCUCACACAUGCACACCAGGGAGCACUGCUCCAUCUUCGACGUCAGCCACAUGCUACAGACCAAAGUCCAUGGCAAAGACCGGGUGAAGUUCAUGGAGUCUCUGGUGGUUGCAGAUGUUGGAGAGCUACAGGACAACCAGGGUACACUGUCUCUCUUCACCAAUGAAAAGGGCGGGAUCAUGGAUGACCUCAUCGUGACCAAGACAGACCAAGGCUACCUCUACAUCGUGUCCAACGCCGGCUGUGCCGACAAGGACUCGGCUCAUAUGAAGGCCAGACUAGCAGAGUUUAAAGCAGCAGGUUUGGACGUGGAUCUGGAGUUUCUGGAUGAGGCGCUGAUCGCUGUGCAAGGCCCGUCCAUGUCCCGGGUGCUGCAGGCGGGGCUGAAGGAGGACCUGGGCAAACUAACCUUCAUGACCUCCACCUUGGCCACAGUGUUUGGCGUUCCUGGCUGCAGGGUCACGCGCUGUGGAUACACCGGGGAGGACGGGGUGGAGAUCUCGGUCCCUCGCUCCAGGGUGGUGGAGCUGACGGAGAAGAUGCUGGCCAACAGCGAGGUGAAGCUGGCCGGUCUGGGUGCCAGGGACAGUCUGAGGCUGGAGGCGGGGCUUUGUCUCUAUGGCAACGACAUUGAUGAGACGACCACGCCUGUAGAGGCCACGCUGGUCUGGACCAUAGGGAAGCGUCGGCGUCAGACCAAGGACUUCCCCGGCGCUGCCAUCAUCGUGCCGCAGAUCAAAGCGAAGACGGCCAGGAAGAGAGUCGGCCUGGUUUCCACCGGACCCCCCGUCAGACAGCACACACCCAUACUCAGCUCCGACGGCAAGGUCAUAGGUGAGGUGACGAGCGGCUGCCCCUCCCCCUGCCUGAAGAAGAACGUUGCCAUGGGUUACGUGGAUGCAGCGUUCGCCAAGAACGGGACCGCUCUACAGGUGGAGGUCAGGAAGAAAGCAGUGCCCGCCGUCGUCAGCAAGAUGCCCUUUGUACCCACCAACUACUACUCUGGAUAGGAGGGGGCACACACACACACACACACACACACACACACACACACAAAUAUUUACACAUGCGAAUAAACUCAAAAGCUUAAAGAAACAGGCGUGCUGUCAUGCAUGCAGGAGAGGAGACAGGCUCUCGUGCAACAGACAAGUGCAU
Molecule: messenger RNA, 1570 nt
Organism: Myripristis murdjan (pinecone soldierfish)
Lineage: Eukaryota; Metazoa; Chordata; Actinopteri; Holocentriformes; Holocentridae
Gene: amt
Product: aminomethyltransferase
Exons: 9
Coding region: 166-1425 (419 amino acids)
Biological process (GO): glycine catabolic process
Cellular component (GO): glycine cleavage complex; mitochondrion
Molecular function (GO): protein binding; aminomethyltransferase activity
Source: RefSeq, a predicted model, not a curated record